CUCGAUUCCUUUUUAUUCGCGUGUGAAGUAGUAGAAUAUAUACUAUAAUUAGAUUAUUUUCUCAAGGAAAUCAAAUGGCAUCAUAUAUUAUAGUGUAUGGCUGCUUUUAGAAACAAAAGCAGUUAAGUGUUGAAAGUCACACCUGAAUCACAGUAGAGUUUGAUAAUUAGCGAAGAAAAGAUGAGGUUAGUGUAUCUAAAAGAUGACGAAAUUAUACUUGAAUUUGUUAAUCAGUGGAGAAAGCCAGUCAGAGUAUUCAUCCUAUACAAAAAGUCUUAGCAGUUUUCUUCUCUCUUUUCUUAUUCUUUUUCUUAUUAAUGGCCAGUGCAUCUGCAAAAUCAGAACAAGUAAGCUUCCUCAAAAGCUGCAUCAAUGGCAUUAAUGCACUUUCGGGAAUUGGCAUAUUAUCAAUUCCAUACGCACUAUCAUCAGGAGGUUGGUUAAGCUUAAUCCUCCUCCUGUUAAUUGCCAUGGCAGCCUACUUCACCGCGCUCCUGCUUCGCAGGUGUAUGGAUUCAUAUCCUGACAUCUCUAGCUAUUCAGACAUGGCCGGACGUGCGUUUGGUGCCAAAGGAAGAGUAAUAGCCGCACUUUUCAUUUCAUUAGAGCUCUAUUUAGUAGCAAUAGGGUUGCUAAUAUUAGAAGAAGACAAUUUAUACAAGCUCUCACCAAAUUUUGCAUUGAGGCUUGGAAAUCUAAUUAUAGAAGGGAGACAUUCUUUUCUUAUUCUUUCAGGACUCCUGAUUUGGCCUUCUAUGUUGUUAAGUGAUUUGGAUGUCAUGUCAUAUGUUUCAGCUGGUGGUGUUAUAUCUUCUUUGGUCGUUGUUCUUUGUGUUUUAUGUGUUGGUCUAUCUGGAAAACAAGAAUUCAAUGGCAAUAGAAGACUUAUAAAUUUUCAAGGAAUCCCUACUGCUCUUAGCUUGUACUCCUUUUGCUAUGGCGCUCAUGCUGUGUUCCCUGCUAUAUACACUUCAAUGAGAAAGAAAAAACAGUUCUCCGGGGUUUUACUUACAAGUUUUGUAAUAUGCACGAUCAACUACUUAUCGAUGGCCAUAAUAGGGUACCUGAUGUAUGGGCAAAAUGUGGAAUCCCAAGUGACAUUAAAUCUGCCGGUGCAUGAAGCAUGCUCGAAGAUAGCAAUAUAUACAAUAUUAGCAGGUCCAAUUGCAAAAUAUCCAUUGACAAUAACACCAGUUGCUAAUGUAAUAGAAAGUUGGUUGCCACUCAACUACCAAAAAAAGAAGCCAAUUGGUGUUGUUAUAAGAUCAUCUUUGCUUAUUAGCACAGUUAUAUUGGCUCUGGUAUUUCCAUCUUUUCAAUCAGUUACAUCCCUGAGUGGAGCUUUUCUAGUUGUUUCUGUCUCAUUUUUGCUUCCAUGUGUUUGUUAUUUGAAGAUUUUUGAAAUUUAUAGGAAUUGGGGGAUUGAGUUAGUAGUUAUUAUGAUAAUUAUUCUAAUGGCAGUUAUAGUUGGGGCAGUGGGUACAUAUUCCUCUAUCAUCAGUGAUGUAAAGCAUCCUAAUUCAAUUAAUUAGAGUUUGCUUGAUAU
Molecule: messenger RNA, 1546 nt
Organism: Jatropha curcas
Lineage: Eukaryota; Viridiplantae; Streptophyta; Magnoliopsida; Malpighiales; Euphorbiaceae
Product: amino acid transporter AVT1I
Biological process (GO): amino acid transmembrane transport
Cellular component (GO): vacuolar membrane
Molecular function (GO): L-amino acid transmembrane transporter activity
Source: RefSeq, a predicted model, not a curated record